ACUACUUUCUUUCCCAUUGUCUUGCACAAGAAGACAGCCUGUAGUUAUGAGGCAACAACAGCAAUUCCCCACUUACCUUUCGCGUUAUCUCUAUAACCACGCUUGUAUUCACCUUUCUGCGAUUUAUCUUCAUACCAAUCUCUGUGUCUUACUGUAUUCUAUUUAUCAUAUCAACAACUACUCUCGACAAUAUAUUAUGCUUAUAUUUCUCAAACUCUCAGUAGGAUUUUAGGCUUAAAUGGCUUCAUUUAGUGUUCAGUAAGUCAUGUGUCAG
Zychaea mexicana is the source of this 274-nucleotide messenger RNA. RefSeq lists its product as uncharacterized. Bases 47 to 232 code for a protein of 61 amino acids. The transcript has a single exon. NCBI's taxonomy places the organism in Eukaryota, Fungi, Mucoromycota, Mucoromycetes, Mucorales, Lichtheimiaceae. The record is from RefSeq and is a predicted model, not a curated record.